UGUACAUGAGGUCAAAAGGGUUGUCUGGCAUGAGUUCGGAAGAAUAAAACAAGGUUCUGCAACCACCAUUAUACCAACCAUGGCUGAUCGGGAACGACUUGUUCAAGCAGACGAGAAGUCGGAAGGGCCACAGACGAGUUUAAACAACUUUGGAGAGUCAUCAAGAGCGGGACUGCGUGGUGUCGGCCCAACAGGCCCAAGGCAACCAACCAUGCCAGUGGUUACCCAACCACAGUUUAUGCCUCUUCAACAGGUCCCGUUUGCGAGAUCACUGCAAGAUGAACUUACUGCGUUCAAUUUUAGUCCGACAUCUUGGUCCGUUCUUCAAAACCUGCAACUUCGAUAUGGUAGCGAGAGUCGAGCAGUCAGUUCGGUCCUAGACGGACUGAGAAAUGUCAUAGCAACUGCUGGUAACGCUCGCCCGGAAGGUCUUGAGAGUAAUGAAGACAAAUACAGCAAACUUAUUGGAGGGGUUAUGUUUACAGGAGAGAGGCUCACAGGAAAUAACUUUUUGGAUUUCAGUAAAGUGGAGUUUCAACACAUACUGGAUUCGCAACAGGGAGUGACUGCGCAGCCCAAACCUGCUAUGACUGCGGGUCGGAUUUACCUGACAAAUCAGCGACUGCUUCUUCUCUCUACGGGAGACGCGACAGGCAUGCAGUUGAGCGAAUCUUCACAGCCAUUGGGAAAUCGCAAAUGCGUGACCCUGUCCAUUACCGGCUGCAAAACCAGUACUUGCCGCUACGAGAGCAUUCAACUAGCAGACAUUCGCGGUGUCGACAUGAGCUCGGUGUUCAGCGGUACUUCGUCGACAACCGUCAAAGGCGUCAUACCGUCACCGUCUUGCGUCCUGUGUUGCUGCCCAGAGGAGGCUGAAUGGGAAUUGUCGCCUCACAUCUCAUCAUCAACAAACUUGGUCGGAGUGAUCAAUCUGGGUACACUCCUUCCUCCAUGGCAGACCAAAUGUAAUGUCGUCAUCUUCAUGCCGCCGAAUAACGAAACGGCUGUAGGGGUGGAGUUCAUCCGGGCACUUCAGUAUGCUGCUCCUGCUCUUCAGCCCAGUCCAGGAAACUGAUUGAAAAGGGAAUGAGGUUUUGAGGUAGAAUUUCUGCGUUUAGGCUCGCCGUUGGUUGUUGUUUUGUUCACAUUUCCUUUUUUUUUUUGAAGCAACCAUCUUGUAAAUCUUGCCGCGUUGCAAUAUGAAUAUUCUAUUGGUUGGAUAGGUUCAGUUCAGUUCAGUUCAGGUCAGGUUAGGUCAGGUCAGGUCAGGUCAGACUAUAGAAAUUAAAUGAUUUAUCCGCGGGUUUCAUGUGGAGAUUUUUCGAGAACGAAAGUGUUGGAUUCAACGUCCAUUUACAGGGUCUACACUUUUUUCUAACACAAAACACAUUGUCCACAGAUUAACAUUAAACUUACACAGUAUGUUAUGGUAUGAUAUCAUAACUGGUUAAUAUAUUGUUUCCAUGCUAAAACGGAAACGAAAAUUAUUAUCGUGACAUUGGUUUACUCAUUUUCUCAAAAACUACAGCACCUCAGUAAGUAAUAUUUCAAGGGAAGCUUUCUACUAUCAUUACCUUCAAUUCGUGUACGUCUAAUGUAAAUCUGUGGGCAUUUUGAAAAGUACCAGAAUCCUUUUAACUAAGAAGGAGUUGGUCCAUGUUCUAGUGGGCAUUGUCAUUUUGUCAUAUUGUUUAUAACAUAAUAUUAAUAACGGCUGUUUGAGCAUGGAGGAAUGGUUUGAGCAAUGCUUCAACAGUUCAGUUCAGUUCUAGAAAAUGAUUAUCCAUUCAUCCGACGAAACCAUUUCGCAAUUAUGCUUUCCACCGUUACAAUCCACGUAACAAGUAUGUUUAGAAUAGAAAUUGUACAAUGUAUAUUCAUUAUACGAAAGAAUGGCCCUCUCUAUAAGACCAGCGGCCUACUCCAAACUGUCAAGAUUAUUUAAAGUACAUUAAUACAUUUCCUGCUUCCACUUUAUAUCCAGAGCUUCUUUUUAAACAGGUACUUGAGCAAUGUUUUUUAAAACGAGAAUGCUAUUUAAAUUUGUUUGUAAUAUUUUUAUUGACCGUUUGAUAGUUCGUUACGCACUUCUGAAAAUGGGCACCUACCACACGCUAACAGAGCGCCGGUACUAUAAUCCGAAGGCCACUGGUUCAUGUCCCACGUUAGUUAGUAAAGUUUCAAAUCAAAGUAUUGUUUAAGUUUAGCCAGUAAAUUUCGCUGUGGUUUAUUGCUUCGUUAAAGGAAUUAUUGUGCAAGAUAAAUAGAAUGGUAGCUUUGAAUUUAACUUUUAAUAUUUUAAGGGGCAAAUCAUUCUGUCAAAGGGACACGUUGCCUUGGAACGGUCGAGUUGGUCUUUGAA
This is a messenger RNA of Asterias rubens (European starfish), 2362 nucleotides long. RefSeq lists its product as uncharacterized. The transcript is spliced from 6 exons. Bases 80 to 1075 code for a protein of 331 amino acids. Lineage: Eukaryota; Metazoa; Echinodermata; Asteroidea; Forcipulatida; Asteriidae. The record is from RefSeq and is a predicted model, not a curated record.